CGUCUCUGUACACAGCUUAAACACCACAGCUCCACCUCAACAUUCUUUAAGCAGUCGACUCUGUUCUCUCCACAUCUACAUCAUAUCGUCUCUCUACUGAUUUAUUAUCUGAUCGCCCUCUUUGGUGACAGGGCCCGAGUGGACAGAAGACGGGGUCUGUUUACUAUCCUUACAACCAGGAAGUUGGGUUGGAGACGCGGAGCCGCUCGAUAUGGCUGCAUCAAGCGCCUCCUCAUCCAUCUCGGUUACAGUGCGAGUGCGUCCAUUUACCAUCCGCGAAGCUGCACAAUUAUCGAAAUGCGACGAUACGCCGUUGUUUUUAGGCGAUGGUUCUCUGGCUGGGGUGCCCACGCCGAAGCUGGCACAGCGAGGCAUUCGGUCUGUCGUCAAGGUGGUUGACGACAAGUGUUUAAUUUUUGAUCCCCCAGAGGACAAUCCCGUUCAGAAAUUCACGCGGAGCGUUGUCCCCAAUGGAAAGCGAGUCAAAGACCAGACAUUCGGCUUCGAUAGGAUUUUUGACGAGAACACAACACAAGCCGAAGUCUACGAGUCGACGUCACGUAACCUUCUCGACAGUGUUUUGGACGGAUACAACGCGACAGUUUUCGCAUACGGUGCCACAGGAUGCGGAAAGACGCAUACCAUCACUGGCACUGCUCAGCAGCCUGGAAUCAUUUUCUUGACAAUGCAGGAGCUCUUCGAGAAGAUUGAGGAGCGAAAAGAGGAAAAGGUUACCGAAGUCUCGCUCUCCUAUCUCGAAAUAUAUAAUGAAACAAUUCGCGACUUGCUGGUUGAAGGAGAUCGCAAGGGUCUCAUGUUACGUGAAGAUGCCAACCAGGCGGUCUCCGUGGCCGGUUUGUCAAGUCACCACCCGCAGAAUGUUCAGGAGGUUAUGGAUAUCAUCAUGCGAGGGAAUGAGAUGCGUACCAUGUCGCCCACCGAAGCCAACGCCACCUCGUCGCGAUCUCAUGCAGUCCUGCAAAUCAACGUCGCCCAGAAAGACCGCAAUGCAGACGUGAACGAACCCCUUACAAUGGCGACGCUGAGUAUCAUCGACCUUGCUGGAAGUGAGCGAGCAAGUGCGACAAGAAACCGAGGUGAGAGGUUACAGGAGGGAGCAAACAUCAAUAAAUCCUUACUUGCAUUGGGAAGCUGCAUCAACGCCCUUUGCGACCCACGGAAGCGAAACCACAUCCCUUACCGAAACUCCAAGCUCACUCGACUUUUGAAAUUCUCGCUUGGCGGAAAUUGUAAAACCGUGAUGAUCGUUUGCGUUAGUCCGUCAAGUCAGCAUUACGACGAAACCCAGAACACGCUUCGGUAUGCAAACAGAGCCAAGAACAUCCAGACGAAGGUGACGAGAAACGUGUACAACGUUAACCGCCAUGUAAAAGACUUUUUGGUCAAGAUUGACGAGCAGAUGGCUUUGAUCAACGAACUCAAAGCCCAGCAAAAGGAUUACGAAUCGAUCGCCUUCACCAAGUUCCGCAAACAGAAUGAGAAGAAAGAUACCGUGGCCAAAGAAAACGUGGCGCGCUUACGAAGCUCAUACGAGAACGCUGCCGUGGAAAGGCAAGAAAAGGUCUCUAGCAUGCUGAAAUUGAGGCAGGUCAGCCGAAGGAUUGGCAUGUUGUCAUCCUGGAUUGCUGCUUUCGACAAUGUGUGCGAUUCGUGCGAGAAUGUAGCUCCAAUGGCCAACCUACAGGCUAUUCGAAAAACAGCACAGGGUAUUCUGUUCGAACUGGAGAACACUCGCCACCACUUCAAUCAAAAAAUUUCAAGAAACAACUGGGAUAGGGCUAUUAAUACCGCACUCGAACACGGCAUCCAACAGCUACGGGAAUUCGAGACGAGUGAUAGCACUGAUGUCGCCAAUCUCACUCGCGAGGCAGAAUUACUGAAAGCUAACGCCGACCGCGAAAUGUUAUCUACGAUCGCCGAACAGGAGAAAGCUGGAGACGCAGCCACUGUUCAAAUGCUUCUCCAAGCCCAUUUUGAAACAAUUUCUGCAAUCGAGAACAUUAUGCAUUUAACAGAGGCCGAGGCUAUCGAAGUCGGCAAGAAGAUACUGAACAAUAUGCUUAAUUCUUGCACUUCGUCUGUCGCCAAUGUUGUUAAGCCUGAUGGAAACGCGGCGUCCAUUGAUAUUCCUCCCACACCAAAGGCAGACACUUCCGUCCGCCGCAGAAAGUCCAGCCUUGCAGGUAUCCCUUUCAAGUCAUUAAAGCCCGCCACAGCUAUCCCAUCACAUGUUGCUGCAUCUCCUACAAAAAACUCUCCACGCCGGCGCAAAACGGUCAUGGCAAAGAAAGGGAUCUCCUUCACGCCUAAAAGGACCCCAAUCAAGGCAAGCAAGAGAGGUGUUCGAUGGAAAGAUGACGUGCAAGACGGCUCUCUUGCUGAAUAUGAAAAGACGCCACGAAAAUCACAAGUCAUAAUAGAAGAGCCGUUAGAAGAGCCGUUAGAAGAGCCGUCAGAAGAGUUACCUCCGCCAAGAAUCUCACCGAUGCCUCGAGGGAUCCCAGUGUUCACCAAGAAUGAUGAUUCACCUAGGUCCUCUUCACCUAUCCCAGCAUCACCAGAACCAAGCUUAGGAGUACCUAGCAAAAACAAUCGGUUCAAAGCUGGCUUCCUCGCCAAGAAAUCCGGAUCUCCUGUUCCACAAACUGCGCCUAGCCUUGUGCCAGAGGAACACUCCCCGCUUCGCAGCAUCGAAAAUAGUAGUUUCCUAAACCGGCCGUCGCUCGACCGACCAUCCAGAAUCGCUAUUCGCUCACCUAGUGGAAGCUACAGAGGCAGUCCCGCCUCGGAUGAUGAGAAGACGUGGAAAGCUGACAAGGAAGACGCCAUCAAGAUCAAUGCAGCAAUGCGCCGAAUCUCAGGAGGUCAAUUCGGAAACGGACCCUCUGCCGUCCCCGUCAGUAAGAUCCAGCGCCGCCGCAGUCCCACGGCCACAUCUAUCAGCAGCUCCCCCCCAGAAAGCAGCAUCAGCAUGUUCUCUGCCUCCGAAGCAAGGCGCAUGGUAAAAAGUGACAAAUCGCAUGAUGCCAAACCCAAUAUUCUCGGCCCUCGCGUGAUCUCAGUGACAAAGAACUCCCGACGCACCACCAUGGGCGGUGACUUUCGGCCUCGCGAGGUGAGCCUCACUGGCCAUGCUGUGCGACUGAGCAUGGCUGCGAGCGCAAGCUCUGAGUCGCGAUUUAGCCUCGGGCCCGCGGUUCGGGGAGCGUUGCGGUAGUUCGCAUAACAUUAUGUAUAAUCUCCUAACGAUGGCGCCUAGUAUGGAAUAAGCUGUAUACCACCAGGAGUACUGGCGCGCAAGGCGUUUGAAGGUUUUUUUUUUUUGCUUUUCUUUUCAUUCUCUUUUGUAAAUGUGGAUGGUUCAAUCACUGGAUCACGAUACUAUUCUUCAUGAACAUGUUCAAGUAC
Messenger RNA from Talaromyces proteolyticus, 3429 nucleotides. Its product is annotated as kinesin family protein. The transcript has 2 exons. Gene Ontology annotation, molecular function: ATP binding; microtubule motor activity; microtubule binding. The coding region runs from base 212 to 3238 and encodes 1008 amino acids. Lineage: Eukaryota; Fungi; Ascomycota; Eurotiomycetes; Eurotiales; Trichocomaceae. Gene Ontology annotation, biological process: microtubule-based movement. The record is from RefSeq and is a predicted model, not a curated record.